This is a messenger RNA of Eufriesea mexicana, 2998 nucleotides long. It is a transcript of the gene spoon, whose product is annotated as A-kinase anchor protein spoonbill. The coding region runs from base 1091 to 2836 and encodes 581 amino acids. The record is from RefSeq and is a predicted model, not a curated record. Lineage: Eukaryota; Metazoa; Arthropoda; Insecta; Hymenoptera; Apidae. Gene Ontology annotation, molecular function: RNA binding. The transcript is spliced from 6 exons.
GAAAUAAAUAUUUUUUAUGCUUAACUAUGCGAAUGUUUUUAAACUGGCAUUUCGUCUGUGUGGAACUACCUGUUCGCUUGAAAUUGUAUCCUACGCUAACACCCGUGUGAUCGAAACCUAUUAUUUUAUGCGACGUUGCGUAAUCCCUUCCUUUGAUAGCCAAUUUUAAACCUUUUACUUUCAACGCAGAUUCCGCGAUAAACAUGCUAGACUAACUUUUCAAAUCGUAAUACACGAAAUAGCUGACACCCCGACUGUGGAAAAAUCGUAAAAUGUUACACUUUUUCCGUAGAACGAGAUUCGAGAAAUUAGAUCAAUUAUCUGCCGAAGGCUGCUUUAUGAAGUGUUAUCGUAAUGGAAAUACACUGUUGGCAAUAAUUAGUGGGCUAUUUACUUAGACAACUGACGAUAUAUUUCGGAAACUUUAAUCUAUCGUUUGAUAAACAGAUUAACAGCGAAUAACAUUUCAGUACGCAAAUACGUAGUAUAAAUUGCCCGUGUUAUUCCUCGAAGUUAGUUACCUUGGUAAUUUAAACCGCUUCCGCGACUACUUAUUCACGAACAAACCGUUUUCUAAAAUUAAAUUCGGCUCUUCUAUAUUCGAUACACGUCGAAACUUCUAAGCCAACCUAAAUACUAAAUCUACCAUUUCACCGAAGAUUAUCACGCUCGCUUUAAUACUCCCACGAAAAACAGAAGUAAGGGAGAAAAUUUGAACGUUAUCACCAUUAUCAUCGUGUGAACGCCUCUUAACGUAAUCGCGCCUGCGCAAUUGCGAGCGGUUCCAGUUGAACUGGUCUCUCCGGAGUUACCGCGUGCUGAAAGCCACGAUCGUUCCGCAAACCGCAGUACCGCGUUAGUCGUGUUAACGAGAGUGCCUUUGGUUCGCCUGUUAAUCAUAUCGAGAACGCCUUUCGAACUCUCGAUUUUCAUCGGUUCACUAGCAAGUUCACUUCGAUCGUGUCCAUCUGUGCAUUCCCCAAAUAAUUAAACGGCCUCGUGUACGUGUGAAACAACCACAGAUGGAAGUAAGCAUGGACGUAACGUCGAACAAAUACCCUGAGUUCAACAGCAACGGUGGAUUGGAAAAAUGUCUGCUACGCAUAUUCAAAUGGUAAAGUGGACCUUUCCUGCAUUUGCCCUUAUUAUUGGUUUAUUGUGGUACAAACGUCGUCGAGUGGACAGAGCUGAUCCAGGUGGAAUUAAUAAAUUAGAUCGAAGCGAGGAAACUAUCGCCAAUAACGUAAAAGAGGUUGCACCAUCAAAUUGUAACACGAGCUUUUGUGAUUCUGGCGUACAAAUUGAUGAGCUCCUCUCAUUGAGCUCUUCCAGUCAACAAGUAGAAGACAUUAUUUGUAGUCCUAGAAAAAGAAGCGAAAGUUUAGAUAUUCCACGAAGGAAGGCUGGUUCACAGUGUAUUUCUGCACAUUCUAGAACUCCUCCUGAAGAUGACCAAGAAUGGUACAGUUACGUGGAUACAACGUCAAAAAUGGAAAUACAAUUAGGUAGUAAUCCGAAAAUAAGCAAUUUCGACACGAUUGCAAGAAGUAAAAGCGCAUCCUCCUUAGACAAAGUUGCUGAUUCCGGUGGCAAAAUGCUAAAAAUAUUUGAGAACGUUGUUGAAGAGGAGGAACAAAAAUUACCCUCUGAGAAUAACUUAGAACAGUUCGUUAACACAAACGAAGAAAAUAACACAAAUAACGAAUGUAACCUUCCAAACAAAAAGCUACCUGUUACCUCUCCAUCAAAGGAUGAUGCUAAUACUUCAACACAAGUAUUAUCUGAAAGAGAUUCUGCCAACCAUAGUCCAGUUUCUGGUGUUUUAGAAGGCAGUGUCACUGAUGAAGCUAGAAGUGAAGGCAGUACAGAUAGUGGAAAAGGAGGAAGUAUCAAAGGUCACACAAAGGAUAAUGUAAUUCCAAUUACAUAUGAAUUUUGCAUACCUCAACAUUUAGUUGGAAGAUUAAUUGGUCGUCGUGGAAGUUUCUUCCAAAGCAUUCGGCUUAAAGCCGAAGUACACAUAGUCGUUAAACAACAUCCAAUAUUUAGAAAUCAAUAUAUUUGUACCAUACAGGGUUCUUCGGAAGGAAUUAACGUCGCUCUAGACAUGAUACGACAAAAAUUUCCUGAAAAGGAGUAUCCGCAUGUGUGUCUCGAACAAAUUUUGCCAUUAAAAAUGCUGGAAGGGAUCCCAUUAGUUACUGGAAUAAUGCAGCUAUCGUUAGUGGAGGGAAUGAAUAAUGAUAUUAUUGUAUCUCACAUAGUAAAACCAAAUCGAUUUUUCGUACAGCUUCCCACUCACCCCACGUAUCCACUCUUAUGUAUUUUAGAAGAAAAUAUGACACAGUUGUAUAACACGACAGAAUCACCACCAGCUCCAGAAGAACUUAGUAAGGGUAUGAUCUUAGUAGCAAAAUGGUUUAAUAGGUGGGUCAGGGUAUACGUCGAACAACCAGACCCACACAGGGAGCAGCAUCUAGUACGACUUGUUGAUCACGGAGGUUAUUGGGUCUUUAGUAAUGCUGAAAUGAAAAAAAUUAGGUCCGAUUACCUUACGUUACCGUUUCAAGCAAUUGAAAUAUUCUUAGCAAACGUUCAACCGACGAACGGUAAAUGGAAUCAAGAGGCUUAUAAUAUAGUUGCUCACAUGUGUUAUGGAAUUGUCGGUCAAGCUCAAAUAGAAGGGUAUAUCAAUACAGACACAUAUGUAAACCUUUAUCUCAAUAUUCAUAAACACGGGGUUAUAUCUCUUGCUGAGGAAUUAGUAGCUCGUGGAUUCGCAGAAUCCGUACCAUUAGAAAGCAUAGUUCCAGAAGAAGGUAUAUCAAUUUCUUAAGGUAUGAUUAGAAAUUUAGUCUUUAAUAAUUGUACUGUAAAGAAACCGUACGGUGAUAAUACGUGAUCAUGUAAUUUUUUUAGUCAUUAUGCGUAUAUUUUUUCGAAUUCGUUUUCAUACUCGGAGUUUCAUACUUCAUAAUACUUUCAUACUUUAAGUAAA